AUAAAAUUACGAGUUUGCAGAGUCUCACUUUGUAAGAUUUUGUUUUUCUAAAUUAGAAUUUUAAAAUUCGUAAAUGGAUUUUUGGUGUUGUAUAUUCUUGCUGAUUAAAUUUGGUUGGCAUUCACAACCAGAACGUAAAUUACCAAAAUACACCAAAAGUUUGGUUUGAUUGAGUCUUAUAAAAUCUUAUUGAAAUGGAAGAGCAAGUUCAACAACAGCAGGUUGGCUCCGCCUCAAAUGCCACUGCCAGCAACGAUAACGUAGUACUUAAUAAUAACAACUCUGAAAAUGCAGAAGAACAAGAGAAUACAGAAAUCGACAUCAUAAUAAACAAUGUUGUUAGUACAUUCUACACGAGGUGUCAUUUAGACCUCAGAAAAAUUGCCACAAAUGGCAUGAAUGUUGUUUAUAGGAAAGAAAAUGGAAUGGUGUCAAUGAAGUUUAGAAAGCCAAGCGUCACAGCUAGCAUUUGGUCUUCUGGCAAAGUUACAUGUACUGGUUCGACUAGUGAGGAGGACUCGAAGGUAGCUGCACGCACGGUGGCUCGAAGAUUGUGGAGGUUGGGUUUCGAAGCUGUAAAGUUCUGCAGGUUCAGGAUCGUGAAUGUCCUUGGCACUUGCAGCUUGCCAUUCAAGAUUCAGAUCACUGAGUUCUCUAGGAACAAUCCAAAAAUGGCGAGCUAUGAACCAGAACUGCAUCCCGGUGUUACGUACAAGAUCCUCGACCCCAAAGCCACAAUCAAAAUAUUUUCGACUGGCAGUCUAACGGUCACUGCGCCAUCCGUCGCAAAUGUUCAGGCGGCCAUCGAACACAUCUACUCAAAAGUUUAUGAGUAUCGAAUUGAAGGCCCAACUGAGAUCGCCUCAAACGACGAUUACGACAGUGAAGCCUACCAAUUAUUCCUGCAUCACACUAACAACAACACUAAUCUGAUCACUUAUAAAAAGAAUAAAUCGGGUAAAUGUUCGUUGUCGGGACCGCACUCAAAGAAACAAAAAUUUAUGAGAGGAAGGGUCGACGAUGAAGAGAACUGGAGUGACUCUGAUGACGAUUAAUUAAUAAACAGAACAAUUUUGGAAACUAAUUUAAUAUUAAAAAAUGUACAGUUAAUAAUAUUUCAAAUGUUUGAUAUACUCUGAGUUGUUAACGUUCUUUUGUAUAAUCAGUAAUAAAUGCUCGUAUGUUAUAGAUGAUUA
Molecule: messenger RNA, 1196 nt
Organism: Helobdella robusta
Lineage: Eukaryota; Metazoa; Annelida; Clitellata; Rhynchobdellida; Glossiphoniidae
Exons: 7
Coding region: 195-1055 (286 amino acids)
Biological process (GO): DNA-templated transcription initiation
Molecular function (GO): general transcription initiation factor activity; DNA binding
Source: RefSeq, a predicted model, not a curated record